AAUGGAUCUGAUAAUUAAAUGGAGCGCAUAUUGGAUCUAUAGCAUUGGAGUAUUUUUAUUUAUAAAUUAUUUGAAUAUUUAUUUUUUACUCAGUUCUGUCAUUGAUUACUUGACAAAUAAUUUACAAGAUGGUCAAACUUACGACUACGUCAUAGUCGGAGCUGGUAGCGCAGGUAUCACAUUAGCAGCAAAAUUAAUUGACGCAGGACACAAAAUAAUAAUAAUUGAAGCUGGAGGAACAGCUCCAACUUUCGCGGACAUCCCAGUCCUCGCUCCGCUCUUCCAACUUUCAAAUUAUGACUGGCAGUACAAAACAGUUCCGCAGAAUCAUUCAUGCAAAGCGUUAAUUAAUAACCAAAGUCUAUGGCCAAUGGGAAAAAUAUUAGGCGGCUCCAGUAGAUUAAAUUACAUGGCCUAUGUUGAAGGACAUCAAGAUGAUUACUGGUGGUUUGAUGAUUACCAUAAUCAUAAGCUAAGUAAUGAAUCAACCGAGAGUCCAAGAUGGUGCUCAGAGUUAUGUGAAGCGAUUCUCCAAAGCGUUGAGGAAAUAAAUCAGUCGAAGAAAAUUGAUGAGUCAUUUGAUUUUAAUAAAGUUAAAUUAACAAUUACUGAUGGGGAGAGAUGGAGUACUGACAGAUUAUUAAAACCGCGAUAUGGAAAUAAUUUAAAAGUUGUAACUCAUGCUCUCAUUGAUAAAAUUAAAUUUAAAUCUAAUAAAGCAGAAUCUGUAGAAUUAACCAAGUGGGGAAAAAGAUUCGUCGUUUAUGGAAGUAAGGGAGUGAUAAUUAGCGCGGGAGCUAUUGGAACUCCGAAGUUACUGAUGCUCUCGGGUAUCGGUCCCAGGAAUCAACUGGAAAAAUUAAACAUUAAAGUAAUUAGUGAUCUGCCUGUGGGCAAAAAUUUAGUCGAUCAUAUUUUGACUGGAAUAGAUUUAGUGAUUGUUGAUAAAAGUUUAUCCAUCAGCGUGCCGCAGUUACUGAAACCAACUUCAGCUUUCAAUUAUUUGUUAUUUAGACAAGGCCCAUGGACAUCUGCAGGCAUCGAAGUCGUAGGAACGGUUGCUAGGAACAGUUCUCCAGACCUCCAGUUUAUGGUUAUUCCCGUAGGAGUUUCGCAAGACAAUGGAGUAGUUCUUCGAAAAGCGAUGGGAAUAAAAGAUCAAGUUUUUGAUGAGUACUUUGCUCCGCUGGCCUACAAGACUGCGGUGACAAUAGCUCCAGUUUUGUUGCAUCCUAAAAGUACUGGAGAAGUUAAAUUAAAAAGUUCAGAUCCUUUAGAUGAUGUUAUUAUCAAUCCUAAUUAUUUAGCAUCCAAAGAUGACGUGUCUAUUUUAAUUAAAGGUUUACGUUUAAUUGAAAAACUCAUCAGUACAAAAGCAAUGAAGGCUCUCGGAGCGUCAUUGUACAAAAAACCUUUCCCAGGAUGUGAAAACAUAAACUUCGGUACUGAUGAUUACUGGGAAUGUUAUAUACGACAAUUAACACUGACGUCCUAUCAUCCAGCGGGUACAUGUAAACUAGGGAGUGUAGUAAAUAAUUCAUUCAGGGUUCUGGGUACAAAAAAUCUUUAUGUCGUCGAUGCCUCAGUGUUACCGUCAUUACCUAGCGGCAACAUAAAUGCAGCAGUGAUGAUGAUUGCCUCGAAAGCUGCUGAUUUGAUAAUCAAGUCAGCCAAUAAACUAAACAAUUUUCAUACGAAGAAUAAUAUAAAAUCUUGUACAAAUAACUACAGUAAUAUUUUUAAUAAUUUAAAUGAUGAUGUAUGUCUUAAGUCCGCUUGA
Messenger RNA from Microplitis demolitor, 1780 nucleotides. RefSeq names its product glucose dehydrogenase [FAD, quinone]. The record is from RefSeq and is a predicted model, not a curated record. NCBI's taxonomy places the organism in Eukaryota, Metazoa, Arthropoda, Insecta, Hymenoptera, Braconidae. The transcript is spliced from 10 exons. Bases 2 to 1780 code for a protein of 592 amino acids. Gene Ontology annotation, molecular function: flavin adenine dinucleotide binding; ecdysone oxidase activity.